CAAAAAUAUCACAUCUUUUCUUUUCCCCUUGCUCACUCCAACAAACAAACAAUUCCCAGAAGCUCCGAAACAACCAAACCUCUCUCUCUCUCUUUCAGAUUCUCUCCACUCUUCGUCUCUCAUGGCGUCACCGAAUCAGGAAGCAAUCAACACUUUCAUCAGCAUCACCGGCGCUUCUGGCGCCGUCGCGCUUCAGAAACUCGAGGAGCAUCGUGGUGAUCUUAAUCAAGCUAUUAAUGCAUAUUUCGGCGAGGGAGAUCGAAAUGCAGUACGUGAAGCACCAGUGAAUGUUACUCAAGACGAUGAUGCAAUGGAUAUAGAUGAUGUGAUUCCGGCUCCCCAAUCUCCGCUAUCUCUUCUCAAUGCAGCUAGAAGAGCGGCUCCUCCCUUUUCGCUUCUGGAUUCAGACUUUGCUAGAAGUAUAUUUGAUAGGGAUCCGCUCAUGCCACGCCCUCCUUCGUUUGUUAGUCAUCCCAGAGAGGUUAGGCAGAUACCCAUAGAGGUUAAGGAUAGCACUGGGCCAUCAGAACGAUCUCGAGAUGCUCCUACUAUUGAGGAUGUCACAGAAACAGCACAUGUUAUUGGCCCAGCUACCCAAGGGACGGUUAUUAUAGAUGAAGAAGAGAGUGAUGAUGAUGUUCCUUUUGCACCAACGAGGAGAAGUAGGCAUGUUAUACCUUCUGGUCCUGCACCCAAUAAUAUUCAAGAUUACAAUGAUGUAGAAGAAGAGAUGUUCCGAGCUGCCAUUGAGGCCUCAAAGAUGGAGGCCGAGGGGUUAAGCAAUCCUACACCUGCAGAGAGGCCGUCUCACAUAGGAGAUGAUGAUGACAUAGCAAAAGCUGUUACAAUGUCACUGAAGUCAGCGGAGGAAGAAGCUUUGCGCAAUCAAGGGUUUAAGGCAUCAACCUCAGAAAUAGGAACUUCUGAAACUGCUCCUACUCAAGGACUUGAAGAUACCCAAGCCCUGAACGGAAGACUGGCAGCACCUAGCUCACCCUUGGACGAUGACUCUGAUGAUGUUGAUGAUGAGCCUCUUUAUAGACACAGGCCGGGUCGUGUGGCAUCUGAAUCUCUGGCCCAACCUGACGCUGACCGUUCCCGUAGUCGGAGUCCUGACGGAAAUAAUCCAGUGGAUACUGGCAGUAGGUUUCCUUCUGAGUGGGGAGGCAUCUCGUCUGAGGAACAUGAUGAAGCUGUCAUGCUCGAGGCAGCCAUGUUUGGUGGCAUUCCGGAAACUGAAUAUAACCAUCUUCGAUUCUUACCUCCUCAGCAUAGGGCACCGCCACGUCCGCCCUCGCCUUCAUUGACAGCUCAGAGGUUGAUACGUGAACAGCAGGAUGAUGAGUAUCUUGCAUCCCUGCAAGCUGACCGAGACAGAGAACUCCAGUCCAUUAGAGAUGCUGAGGCACGUCAAAUAGAGGAAGAAGCAGCUAGAAAGGCUUUUCUGGAGGAAGAAAAGAAAAAAUCGGAAGAAGCUCAGAGAAAACUUGAGGAGGAACAGGAGCUAGAGAGGCAACUAAAUGCAAAAGAAGCUUCCCUGCCAAAGGAACCACAAGCAGACGAAGAGAAUGCUAUUACCCUUCUAGUCAGGAUGCCUGAUGGAACUCGACAUGGCCGCCGAUUCCUUAGAUCCGAUAAACUCCAAUCUCUUUUCGAUUUCAUAGACAUUGCCAGAGUGGUGAAACCCAGGACUUACCGACUGGUGAGGCCUUACCCCCGGCAUGCGUUUGGGGAUGGAGAAAGUGAGUCGACUUUGAAGGAUCUUGGAUUGAGCAGCAAGCAAGAAGCAUUGUUUCUUGAGCUUAUCUGAGCAAAAUGUUUAAUCUCUUAAAAUAUAUAUCAGACUUUCUGCUUAGAACCUCUUUUAAUUUUUAAGUUAUGUGGUUUAUCUUUCUUUCGAAACAAGAACAAAAUAUAUUUGUUGAGAGGGAUUAUAAGUUUUCAAACAAAUACGUCGUCAGUCGUCGUAUAUGCCUUGCAUUGUCUGCACAAAGAACAUGCCAACGCAGAGUAACUUGUAAGAGAGAUGUUGAAGUAUUGCUUGGAAGACUCCAUCAGAAUUCCGGUUUGACAAUUGAACAAUUUAUUUCUGUUUGGUUUGGUAUAGAUACCAGUUUUUUUUAAUUGUAAAACGCUGCCAUAUUUCUCAUUUUUUUUCUUUCGGGUUUGUUACGUGGAGUCCAUUUGCAGAGCGGCC
Molecule: messenger RNA, 2197 nt
Organism: Eruca vesicaria subsp. sativa (arugula)
Lineage: Eukaryota; Viridiplantae; Streptophyta; Magnoliopsida; Brassicales; Brassicaceae
Source: the annotation of a GenBank genome assembly